Sinocyclocheilus rhinocerous is the source of this 1692-nucleotide messenger RNA. RefSeq names its product protein ABHD16A-like. The transcript is spliced from 20 exons. The record is from RefSeq and is a predicted model, not a curated record. Gene Ontology annotation, biological process: monoacylglycerol catabolic process; phosphatidylserine catabolic process. NCBI's taxonomy places the organism in Eukaryota, Metazoa, Chordata, Actinopteri, Cypriniformes, Cyprinidae. Gene Ontology annotation, cellular component: endomembrane system. Gene Ontology annotation, molecular function: glycerophospholipase activity; monoacylglycerol lipase activity. The coding region runs from base 60 to 1691 and encodes 543 amino acids.
UUCGCUGCUGUAGUACUUCUGAUCCUCGCAGGCCGCCGUAGUUCCUGACCGAGGUGAGAAUGGCCGGCUGGAUGUGGCUCCGGUGCCUUUUCGGGCCCAAUCUACAGCGGAUCCACCGCUCACCGGACCAGACACGUACUGACGGCAGACCGCCCCGCAGGGGCUGGAAUUAUCAGCCCAGAGGUUUGGAGAGACACACAGACAGCAUCCUCGGUUGGGCCUCGGUGCUGUGGUCUCUGUCCUACUACAGUUCUCCACUGCUCCUCUGUUAUCUCUAUAGGAAAGGGUACAUCUGCAGCAGUAAGCUGGCUCCUCUCAGUCAGUAUGUUGGCACAGCACUGGUCUGUCUGAUAGGAGUGGCCUGUCUGAGAGGUUGGGGACGCUGGAGAAACCCAGAGUACCUUCAGUUCAUCUCCAUACUGGAGGAAACCAGGAAGAACCACACUCCUAACAACAAGAAAAAACUUGCAUGUUUUGACUUCGACUUCAAACACUGGCCUGUAGAUUUCAGCUGGAAAGAAGUCAGUAGUCCGAAGCUGUCUAAAGGUGGCGUGUCCCUGCUGAGGCCGGAGCCGAAACACAGAGGAGCAGCAGACAGUGUGCUAAAUUCAGUUCGCACACUACCAUGCCACAUCUUGAGUUAUCUGAUAGUGCACUCGUUCGGCCGGAGGAUGCUGUACCCGGGCUCAGUGGGUCUGCUGCAGAAGGCCAUGAGACCCAUGUUACAGCAGGGCCAGGCCAGACUCGUAGAAGAGUAUGACGGUCAGCGGAACAAACUGGUGGCAUGUGAUGGGAAUGAGAUUGACACCAUGUUUGUGGACCGGAGGAAAGAUGGAGGACGAGCCGGAAAGACUCUGGUGAUCUGCUGUGAAGGAAACGCAGGAUUCUAUGAGGUCGGCUGCAUGAACACACCACUGGAAGGUGGAUAUUCAGUGUUGGGCUGGAAUCACCCAGGGUUUGGCGGCAGUACAGGAGUUCCAUUUCCUCAAAACGAGGCCAAUGCGAUGGAUGUCGUCAUUCAGUUUGCCGUACACAAACUGGGCUUCCAGUUGAGUGACAUUAUUGUGUACGCCUGGUCAAUAGGGGGCUUCACAGCCAGUUGGGCUGUGAUGUCUUACCCAGAGAUCCGAGCUCUGGUUCAAGAUGCCUCAUUUGAUGACCUUUUACCACUUGCGCUAAAGGUCAUGCCUGAAAGCUGGAGACCCUUGGUCACCCAUACAGUGAGGCAGUACAUGAACCUGAACAACGCUGAACAGCUCUGCAAGUACCAGGGACCAGUGUUAUUGAUCAGAAGAACCAAAGAUGAAAUCAUCACUACCACGGGUCCAGAAGACAUCAUGUCUAACAGAGGGAAUGACCUGUUGCUCAAACUACUCCAGUACAGGUAUCCUAAAGUCAUGACAGAGGACGCUCUCAGGGCAGUCAGGCAGUGGCUCGCAGCAGGGACACAGAUUGAAGAAGAAUCUGUGUACACGGGCUAUGAGGUGGAUGAUGAUUGGUGCUUGUCUGUGCUGCAAUCCUAUCAGACAGACAGAGAGCCCCUGUUCCCCUGGAGUGUUGGUGAAGACAUGACACUCGAGGGCAGAAGGCAGCUUGCUCUAUUCUUGGCACGAAAGUAUAUGCGAAACUUUGACACGACACACUGCACUCCACUCCCCAUUUCUGAGUUCAGGCCUCCCUGGAAACUGUAGA